CUCAGACUCUGAAGAACCGGCCUGUGAUGGCGGCUCCUCGGCGGCUCCAGCCCGCUUCUCGUCCCGCUUCUCACUCCGGACCAGUGGAGCUCGGACGGUCCCACCGGGCCCAGUGCUCCCAGUGAAGACGCCAUCCCUCCAGGUUGCUUCCCUGGCCUUGCUGCUUACCCACAAUGCAUUGCCAGAGGCUUCUGUGUGUCUCCUACACUCCGCUGUAACGUUGCCAACACUCCAUCUUUAGCAGUUUGCAGUUUCUUAGCAGGAAGUUAAAGGAGCCGUCUUUCUGAAAGCAUGUCCGGCUCAGGGGAUUUACCAGCCAUUGAGGGUCCUGGGAUGGACGGGAUGAGGCUUCCCCUCGGGAUGACCCGCCGGGCCCUCAGCUACGACGACAACAUGGAGGCCCCCAUGUCCACGCCCCCCAAUGACAUCAGCAUCAACAACCUGUGGAGACGCCCCAUCAUCCCGGAGAGGAAGUUCUCAAAGCUGGCUGAGGAGGAUGAGAGCGGUGCAGUGAGUCAGCCUACGUUGCCGGACAGCGCCCUCACCAGGUCACCGAGCGUAGUGAAAACCAAGGCCUCUUCCGUCAUCAUGCACUCCCUCAUCACCAAGCAGACUCAGGAUAGUGUGUACAGGUUUGAGCAGAGGGCGGGCCUCACCGACAGCAGCUACACCCCCCACAAGGGCCUCACGGCGGAGGAGACCAGGCUCCACCACCGCAUGCCCGAGUCCCUCCAGAAACUACAGAUCCAGAGUAUGGAGGCGAAAGAGGAGCGUCAGAACUCCUCGGCUCAGUCCACUCCCUCCAGCACGCCGCACAACUCCCCAAAGCAUCAACGCAGGGGCUGGUUUGGGAGUUCGGGGUCAGAGGUCAGCAGCUCCUCCAACAGCAGCAUGGACAUGGGAGGAGAAGCGGGCGCGGUGGAGAAGUGGAGCGUGUUCUCCACUCGGCCCUUCCUCCACAAGUCGACCUCUGACCUGGGAUCAGAUCCGGCACCUGCAGCAGGCUUUGCUCUGCAAGCGUACCGUGGCGCCCAGAAGCCGACGCCCAUGGAGGUGAUGAAGUCGCAGGGCACGCGGAUGGCCGACGCCACCGACCCUCAAAAGGUGGCUCCGCCCAAGAUGGAGAUCCCCUCAGUGGAAGGUCGGCGGCAGGGGGCGCGACCUCACAAGCUCCGACCCCGAGACAUGAACGUCCUGACGCCCUCUGGCUUCUGAGUCUGUGGAAGCUGCUUUAGGUCCCGUGAGAUAAAAACCCCACCGUGUUGUUAGCAGGUAUCUCUGAACCCACAGUCACACAUCCACCGUUUAACUACAGCGUAUUCACCGAGGUAAAGAUCUGGGAACGCAGUGAUGUCGCUGAAGACAUGUUCCGAAACCUUUGUGACCGCUGGAGUCUUAGAUACGGUACAAGUUGCUUCCCUUUGUAAAUCAUUACAAAAUUAGUGACAUAAACUUGCAUAAAGGUCGCGAGAAAGCUAAUUUCCAGGGAAAAGAAAAUUGCACUUUCACCGGGGUGACACUAAUAUACUUUAGAUUUGUGUGCUGGUCAAUACCAGAGCUUCACAGUGGUCUUUUAUAAAGUAAAGACUCUUUCACGGGACCUUUAGCAGAAACACCAGACCAACACUGAGAUGUCCAUCAUCUUCACAGCUUUCCCAUCCGCGCUGCUUCGACGUAUUUACUGUGCUGCUUAGCUGUCAAAUCAAACAUUUCUCCUAGUCGUCACUCUCCUACCUGUUACAUGUGUCUGCAGCAUGUUGAACCGAGCCCCCCCGAGUCCAAACAACACGGAGGGCCACUGUCGGAUUUAUUCCUGAGAAAAAGUCGAGCUGAAGUUGAAGAUGAUUCUCUGUAAAACGCACUUUAUUCCCACUCGACUCAGAGCUGCUCUCCUGCAAACCAGCAGGUUGCUGUUGGUUUAAAUCUCUCAUUCCUGUUGUUAAUGGGUUCGUCUCACUAAGCAGAGCGGAGACAGGGUAGACUCAUAGUUGAAAAGAACAAAAAAAUAUUGAAUAUUUGACUCAGGUAAUUUGGCAGGUUGCUGCUCACUGAUUUGUUUUGUGUUACCGUUCUUCUCUAACAAUGUUUUAAUGUAUAGAAUUUGUUUGUUUUUUACCUGCCACUGAACUUACUAAGGACCAGAAGAAGAAAAAAGUUUCCACCUGGUGUGUGAAUAUGUAAAAGUCUGAGCUGCUUCUUUAAAUAAUGCAAAUGAGGAAGAAGGUUUAAAGUAGAGUCCAACCGACAUGGGGGAGAAAAAAGAUUUCAGAGGUUACGGCCGAUAUAUUUAUUUUUAUAAUUGGGUUCUGACGUUCAUCAAACUCGUAGGACAAAGAAAUGUUAACGAGACUUGGUAUAUUUUAUAACUUGACCAUAAUUUCAAAAUAAUUGAACCAUUAUUACAAAUAACUAUAAAUGAAAACAGAAAUACAACAAAAUGCACUUAUUUUCUGCAUUUACUCUGUAAAAUAACACAAACGCAGAUACCGAUGUGUCGGUAAAAGGCUCAUCUCCUUUGAUUUCUAUCGCCCAACCAUUAUAUCGGUCUGACUCUAUAUCAAAGCCAACGAGAGGUUUACGUUUUCUGACUGCAAAUAUGAAGGAUUUCUGUUUUUGAUGAUUUGAUUUGUGCUGUGUGCACUGACUGAAGAGAGAGAGAGAGCUGCUGUGCACGCCGGCUGUUACUGCAGUGAUCUUUUACUUUAAUUUAAUUUGUUGUACUCAAAAGAAGGUGAAAGAGCUUCACACACACACUCUCCUGCUUAAGUUUUAGGUGAAUUCAGUCGCCACAGUUCACAGGAAACACUGAAGAAGAAAAAAUCCCACCUCGCAAAAAACAAAAAGCUGAAAUAUAUGAUUUAAUUUAUAGACCACUACAUUUUCCAGUGAUUGCUCCUGCUCCCGAGGUGUAGAAGGUUUCUACAGUUUGCAAUUGGUUAUUGAUUUUUUUUAUGCAAGGUCACUGUCAGAUGGUUUAUUUGAGGGUUUGGUAGAGUUUGCAGUGAGUUGAGGUUCACUCUGAUGAUGAAAACACAGGCGGGUAGUUGUUAUUAUUUUUGCACUUUGAGUUAUUAUGUGGAAACAGUCUAUUUCCUGGUAGUAGAGUCUCUCCGUGUGUGACGUGACCUAGCAGAGUUUGUGUUUUAAUGGAGUGAACGUGUCACCACCUGUUCCCUUUUUCACGUGAACAAAGCUAAAGCUGGACACAAAACAAAACAAGCUCUCGAGCCAGCGACUGUAAAUAAGAAACUGUUUCUCCUCAGUUACAUGUCUUAUAGCUGAAGUGAUUUAUUUGUGUGUAAGUGACGCUGUUCCCUUUAAAUCUGUCCCUGACUGAAGCGACUCGUCUCACUUCCCUCUGUACCAUGACGUCGCACUAAGAGAUGAAAUCUGUUUCUGUUGAUCUGUUCAGAAUUUCUUCCAGUUACUGUUUGAGACAUUUGACUUGAUUUAUACAGUUUGUAUUUGGUUUAUUUCCCUUUUGCCAAAACAGUUUGGAAAUUGAAAAUAAAUGUCAGUCUCAUCACA
This is a messenger RNA of Limanda limanda (common dab), 3528 nucleotides long. RefSeq names its product putative monooxygenase p33MONOX. Bases 292 to 1215 code for a protein of 307 amino acids. The transcript is spliced from 8 exons. The record is from RefSeq and is a predicted model, not a curated record. Lineage: Eukaryota; Metazoa; Chordata; Actinopteri; Pleuronectiformes; Pleuronectidae. Gene Ontology annotation, cellular component: cytoplasm.